UUAUUCUUUCUCGAUUACUCUAAUUGAUUCAUGGUGCUUAGGCAACUGCACUGUUUAUUAAACUGCCAUUAAUAAUAUAAAUUACAAAUUUCAAGUAUCAUAUCUAUGUAUUCCCAUACAGGUUCUUCAGUCUUACAAUGUUCUCCGUAGUGUUUGGACUGUUACUGAUAGUUGCGGUCAAAUGUCAGGAUGUUGAUGACCCAGACUACUACACAGCUGCUGUAUACGAACACGUGAGGAAAGGUUACAAAACAGAUCCGAUUAAGGAAUACAUUGAAAAAAAUUUGGCCGCUUAUGAAAAAGUUGCAACGACAGCUGGUGAACACAAUGUCGACUUACUGGUUUUUCCUGAAUUUGGACUCUUCUCAUCCACGAAAAGAGAAGUUAUAAUUGACGAUGCCCAAUACGUUCCCGAUCCGAAAAUUGAACAAUGGAAUCCUUGUUUGGAACCCGACAGGUACAACAAUUCAUAUAUUUUAGAAAAGUUAAGUUGCAUGGCUAAGCAAAAUAACUUGGUUAUUUUGGCUAAUAUUCUGUCGAAAGUUCCUUGCGACGAUUCUACUGAUUGUCCAGACGAUAAAUUCUAUUUUUACAACACCAAUGUAGCCUUCAACAGGAGUGGUUUAUUAAUAGCACGAUAUAGGAAAACUCAUUUGCAUUUCGAAAUCGGCCUUAACGUCCUUCCAAAACCCGAAUUUAUUGUAUUUUCUACUGAUUUUGCCUUAAUCGGUACUUUUGUUUGCUUUGAUAUUGUAUGGAAAGAAUCAGUUCAAAUGGUUGAAAAAUAUAAACCUGAUGCUGUUAUAUUUUCAACUCUGUGGUUCGAAUUCUUUCUACCAGGAAUGAGCGAUAUUCAGAUGCAACAAUCUUGGGGAAUCACAAACAACGUCACCAUUAUAACAGCUAACAAGCAACAUCCACAAUAUGGAUCUUUAGGAAGCGGAAUGUUUUUUGGAGAUACUGGAAUCGGCAAUUACGUUUAUAUCGCAGAUGGUCAAUCCAGACUACUGAUCUCUAAAGUUCCAAAAAGAGGCGUUACACCACCUCAAGAAUUUCCGCCUCCAACCAUUAUUGAAUUUGGUGAUUUCGAACCAGGAAAAUCUGAUAACAAUAUAUCUUCUGGAGUAUGUUCUAGGAAAAUACUAGGACCCCCAUCAAACAAUAACGACUUCAGAUGCAACGAUUAUGACCUCAGCAACUUUACGUUAGUUAAAGUGAAUGCAGAAAAUCACGUGGAAGCUUGUAAUAAUGGUCUUUGCUGUAGCGCUAGUUAUAAAGUACAGUUAUCGAAUGAAGACUAUUAUCUGGCAGUUUUCAAUGGAACUUACACAGCUUCCAAAAGAUAUACAUGGUGGACAGAAACUUGUUUUCUUGCGCGCUGCGAUUCCUUUGAAGGAAAGGAGUGUUCCACCUUUCCUACAAAAGCUAGCACUGUCUUUGAAGAGCUUAAAAUAGAAGCUAAUUUCACCACUCCAUACGUCUAUCCCAGUAUUUCUAUUAGCGGCCUACAACUAGCUCCGAAAAAGAAUUGGGUUUACAAGAAUCAUAAAUUACAUUUCAAAACAGAAUCUGACAGCCUCUUACUUGCUACUUUAUUCGGAAGAUCUUACGAUAGAGAUCCGAAGUAAUUUUCUAAAUUUUAUGAUCUGUUGUUUAUAUGUAUAAU
Molecule: messenger RNA, 1666 nt
Organism: Centruroides sculpturatus (bark scorpion)
Lineage: Eukaryota; Metazoa; Arthropoda; Arachnida; Scorpiones; Buthidae
Product: biotinidase-like
Exons: 2
Coding region: 138-1628 (496 amino acids)
Source: RefSeq, a predicted model, not a curated record